Molecule: messenger RNA, 349 nt
Organism: Effrenium voratum
Lineage: Eukaryota; Dinophyceae; Suessiales; Symbiodiniaceae
Source: the annotation of a GenBank genome assembly
GCGCCGGGUGGCGCAGCUGCGCGCCGAGCUGCAUCGGGAGGAGCUGUGGUGCGACUUGUUGGGCGCCCGCGAGGCGGCGGCCAAGCGCCGGGGCCAGGACUUCCGGCGAGGGGAGAUCCAUGCGCAGGCGGUGGCCGCGACGCUGGUGGACGUGUGGAAGCGCUUCCAAAGCACGCAGGCCAAUGCGGACGAGUUUGUGUCCACCCUGCACUGCGCGUGGCCACCGGGCCGCGGCGCGCGGCCUUCCAAGUCCCUAUGCCAGGCGGCGCACACGCAGCUGCCCUUUUGCAUCGAGGAUUGCGAGCGCCGCACCGCUGCACAGCUGGCCUGGCUGCGGAUGUACCCAAAG